Messenger RNA from Mangifera indica (mango), 2707 nucleotides. RefSeq names its product probable hexosyltransferase MUCI70. NCBI's taxonomy places the organism in Eukaryota, Viridiplantae, Streptophyta, Magnoliopsida, Sapindales, Anacardiaceae. The transcript is spliced from 9 exons. The coding region runs from base 505 to 2385 and encodes 626 amino acids. The record is from RefSeq and is a predicted model, not a curated record.
UUUUUCCGCAUUAUUACUUUGAUCUAAAUUUUGCCAUUGAUUUAAGACAUCCUAAAAAUUAGUAAAAUCUUUAUCCAGAUUCAAUGAAAAAAGAAAAGACUUGAUUUCUGCCGAACACUUCGUAUGCCUAAUUAAAUCCAAACUCAUUGUGUUUCAAACAAAGAUUUAUAUUAAAAGACUCCACUUUGAUCUGAGCGUUUCAGUUUUUAUUUCAAUUUGUCUUCAUCUCAAAGUCGGAAGUCCAUGAAGUUUUGGUUUUGAAAACGCAUUUUUACAAGUGGAAACACUUCAUUGAAUCGAGGGCUAGUUGAGCAAUCUGUUAAAGCACAUUUCAUUGGAAUUUUGAGGCGCCCCAGAGGUUUUGAGGCGGAUUUAGUGUGGUGGGUUUCGCAUGGUUUGAACAGCUGAAUUGGGUUGGAAUUGAGUUUUUGAAGUUUUUGUCGGUGCGUUUUGAAAAAUAGUCGUGAAUGAGGGUGAGAUGAAAGGAGUGUAUGUGUGUUUUAGAUGACGAUGACUGGAGGGUCAUUGGGGAUUCGUUCUGGGAGUUAUGGAUCUUUGGAUAAACAACAGUUACAGGACGGUGGAGGCUUGUUGCCGAUCCAACAAACUUCGAUACGUAUUAAGCCUUCAAAGAUGUUCAAGGAGAAGGAUGGUUUGGUGGCCUGGAUCUGUAAAUUUGCCGGCCGCAAGAAGGUUGGAAUGCUGUUACUAUCUGUUAUCUCCGCAGCCGUUUUCGUCUGGGUUUUGUAUGUUGGGAAAGGUGAAGAUACACAGGAGAUAGACCAUGUACCGAUCAUUAGUUUCAGUGGAAACUUUACUGUAAAUUAUUCUGAAUCUACACCAAUAUACAGAGAGCAAACUGAAAAUAUGUACAAUCAGAAUUCUUUUAACAAUACGAACAUUCAUAAUUCUUUUAUCACCGUGAACAAUCUGAAUAUUGUAGUGAACACCGGGGAAGCAAUUGAAAAUAGGAUUUCUCCCCCUCCUACUCCUUCAUAUUUUCUGGGUUACACUCUUCCACCAGGGCAUCCAUGUAAUAGUUUCACAUUACCUCCCCCACCAGCAGAUAAAAAGAGAACUGGACCACGGCCAUGUCCAGUAUGUUACCUUCCUGUGGAAGAAGCCAUUGCCUUAAUGCCAAGUGUCCCCUCAUUUUCUCCGGUAGUAAAGAAUUUAACAUAUAUUGUUGAGCCAGAGUUGAACAGAGAUACAGAAUUUGGAGGCUCAGACUUUGCUGGAUAUCCUACUUUAGCACAAAGAACUGAUUCUUAUGACAUAAGAGAGUCAAUGAGUGUGCACUGUGGGUUUGUCAAAGGAAAACCUGGACGCGGGACAGGAUUUGACCUUGAUGAGGAGGACCUUCUUGAUAUGGAGCAAUGCCGUGGAAUAGUUGUUAUAUCAGCAAUUUUUGGGGCUUUUGAUGAUGUAAACCAGCCAAGCAAUAUUAGUGAAUAUUCCAGGAAAACUGUAUGCUUCUUCAUGUUUGUUGAUGAAGAAACAGAAGCAUAUUUGAAAGCCAAUAGUGGUCUUGACAGUAGUAAGAUGAUGGGGAUAUGGAGAAUUGUUGUUAUACAUAAUAUUCCAUACACUGAUGCGAGGCGGACUGGAAAGAUUCCAAAGCUUCUGCUACAUAGGUUGUUCCCCAAUGCCCGCUUUUCAUUAUGGAUUGAUGGGAAACUUGAGCUUGUUGUGGAUCCAUAUCAAAUUCUUGAAAGGCACUUGUGGAGAAAAAAUGCUACUUUUGCAAUUUCUAGACAUUAUAAGCGCUUUGAUGUCUUUGUGGAAGCUGAGGCAAAUAAAGCUGCUAAGAAAUAUGUUAAUGCUUCUAUCGACUUUCAGGUUGAGUUUUAUAAAAGUGAGGGAUUGACUCCAUAUUCUGAGGCUAAGCUUCCAAUUACAAGUGAUGUCCCUGAAGGAUGUGUCGUAAUCAGAGAGCAUGUUCCUAUCAGCAACCUUUUUGCCUGUCUUUGGUACAAUGAGGUUGAUCGUUUUACUUCCAGGGAUCAACUAAGUUUCUCCACUGUGAGGGAUAAAAUUGCAGCAAAGACAAAUUGGACAGUUAAUAUGUUCUGGGAUUGUGAAAGAAGGAAUUUUGUAGUUCAGAAAUAUCAUAGAGAUCAUAUCUUUCUGCCGCCCAUUCCUGUUUCAUUUAGCCCUCCACCACCCCCGCCCUCACCCCCACCUCCAUCACCACCACCACCACCACCACCAUCACCACCACCAGUUUUGUUUCAUGACAUACCGAAGAAAUUGCCAAAUGAAUCUUCUGGAGGAAGGAUUGUAAGUAGUCCUGUGAGAAAGGCCACUCCAAGGCAUAGCCGGAGGUCUGGAUCUAGGCGUCAUCGCAAAGCUGUUGCCGUUGGUAGGGGCCUUGAUUCAAAUUAAAAUUUUGUUCUACCCAAAACACCAUUCUUUUUCUUACCUGCUGGAAAACCCAUUACCAGUCUGGAAGAUCAAUGCGAGAUGAGUAUUGUAGCUUUAUUUCCUCAAUUUUGUCUGAAUACUUUAUGGAGUUGGGUAUUUAUAUUCAUUUAUUUUUGUGUAUAUAUAUUAUUAUAAUUUUGGGUUGCCAUCAUAUUGCAUUCAUCUGGUAACCCUUUGCAUUCAAACAGCUGCAUCGUAUUGAAACUCAUUUGUUAAAUUGUUACAGUGACGGCUUUUCUCUUCUUUACUGAGAAGUAAUAAAAUCCAAAGGACUUUUGCUGAA